Molecule: messenger RNA, 2055 nt
Organism: Electrophorus electricus (electric eel)
Lineage: Eukaryota; Metazoa; Chordata; Actinopteri; Gymnotiformes; Gymnotidae
Gene: tpm2
Product: tropomyosin 2 (beta)
Source: RefSeq, a predicted model, not a curated record
UUCUUGCCUCGCCCACUAUCCAGUCCAGUUAGCCGUUGGUGUUUCACUCUCCUGGAGCGUUUGGAGCUGUUCGCAUCAGUCCUCUGCGUCUGUCCAGGACUCCGAGAGUGUCACCAGGUCGUCCGACUUCUCAUCGAAUAGGAAAACCCCAACGAACCAACCAUGGAGGCCAUCAAGAAGAAAAUGCAGAUGCUGAAACUGGAUAAAGAAAAUGCUAUAGACCGGGCUGAGCAGGCAGAAAUAGACAAGAAGGGAGCGGAGGACAAAUGCAAACAGCUGGAAGAGGAGCUGCAGGGUCUGCAGAAGAAACUGAAGGGAGUGGAGGACGAGUUGGACAAAUACUCAGAAUCACUAAAAGAUGCCCAAGAAAAGCUCGAACAGGCCGAGAAGAAGGCCGCAGACGCAGAGGCUGAGGUGGCCUCCCUGAACAGACGUAUCCAGCUGGUUGAGGAAGAGUUGGACAGGGCCCAGGAGAGGCUGGCCACCGCUCUGCAGAAACUGGAGGAAGCAGAGAAAGCUGCAGAUGAGAGCGAGAGAGGAAUGAAGGUCAUAGAGAACAGAGCAACGAAAGAUGAGGAGAAGAUGGAGCUCCAGGAGAUGCAGCUGAAGGAGGCCAAACACAUUGCUGAAGAGGCUGACCGCAAAUAUGAGGAGGUGGCUCGUAAGCUGGUCAUUCUUGAAGGUGACCUAGAGCGUUCGGAGGAGCGUGCCGAAGUAGCAGAGGCCAAAUCUGGUGACCUUGAGGAAGAGUUGAAAAAUGUCACCAACAACUUGAAGUCUUUGGAGGCCCAGGCAGAGAAGUACUCUACAAAAGAAGACAAAUAUGAAGAGGAAAUCAAAGUUCUCACUGAAAAACUAAAAGAGGCUGAGACUCGUGCUGAGUUUGCAGAGAGGUCUGUGGCUAAACUUGAGAAGACCAUUGAUGAUUUGGAAGAGAAACUAGCCCAGGCAAAAGAGGAAAACCUAGGCAUGCACCAAGUACUGGACCAGACUCUAAUGGAGCUGAACAAUUUAUAAGGCACAAGCUCUGCAUCGCACACAAGAGUCUUACACAGCAUAGAGCUUUCCAACUGGGAGCAACACUCCUCAUCACAGAACAUGUGCACACAUCCCUCCAAGGGGAGAGGUCUUAAUAGCUUAAGUUUGAUAAGUUACAGUGUCCUGAAAAUUCACUUAUUAUAUACAUGUAGAUGCCCCAUUUAAGACAAGGUUUUACUGUUAGUCAUAUACAAUAGUAUAUCCAUCAGCAUCAGUAGACUCAAAGAUGUUUGGACAGCAAAUAAGUUCACUAUAUUAGUCUCACAGAUCUAUGACCAAAAUUACUUAUUCAUGUAUUUACUAAAAAGCAUUUGUCAUAUCUGGGAAGCCAUUUGUCUUUUCAGUGCUUUAAUUGUUUCACAGUUUUGUCCCCAGAGCUUUUAACUAUUACAAUGUUUUACUUGCAAAAAAAACCCAAUUCAAAACAGUGGGAUGCCUCUCUUCUGAAAGUUAUUAUCUGAGUUUUUUUUAAUAUGGACUGAUUUCACAUGCGUAAACCAAGUAUGAAAUCAUGGGUAACUGUAACAUUUCUGGAAAAAAUCUGAUUCUUGAACUCCAAAGUCUUUUGAGACUGUUUUUAACAUUCAAAAAAGAUAACCUCAAGUAACUCGGUGUAAUUAGAGCCUCUUCUAAAUUACCAAGUUUGGUGGUAUUUUAAAUAGAUCUUAGACCUGUCUGUAGUUCAUAAUUCUGCCUGAUCUGCCUCUAGUUAGUAUAAACUUCCAUUAGUACUACAUUUAGUAUUGUUAGCACUAACACAAACAUUUGGAGAACAAGAAUGCUUAUUUUGGUACACAUAAUUUCCUAAUUUAUUCUAGUUGACCAUAUACCAAUUAAUAAGAGAUAAUUGGAAGUGUUGAAACACUGUUUACAAAUAUGAGAUUGGUCCAUUGAUUUAUUCUCCAAAAAUGGUUGCAAUGGCCAAAGCAUCAAUGUUUAUUAAAUUCAUCAUCCUUUAUUUUACAACUCAGCUGAGGUGUGUGUUUGUGUGUAUGUAUAUGUAUGUAUGUAUGUGUG